AACAAACCAGAGAGCCGGCAGCACAGAGCAGAGCAGAGCUCACACACUCACUCAUACAGCUGUUCAGCACUGAGGAAACUACAAGUGAGCUGAACCGGAGAGCGAAGCUGAGGACAUCAUAUUUACCUCAGUUGGUGGGAAGAGUUUGACAGCUGUUCACAAGCUAAAGGUCAAGUCUCGUCUCUUUUGUGCUUUUAGAGAGAGUGAGUCAUCUGUACCUGAAAAGCAGAGCUUAUUGAAGCAGAAGCAGCCCGGGACGUCCCAGGACACAGCUGAAGGAGUGGGGAUAAAUCAAACCAGACCUUUGCCCCCCCCCCCCCAACCCUGACUGAAGCUAUUCUCCAGUGGUCUAUCUCACUCUCAGACGUUAGCUCACAGACUGGGUCACCAGUGGCUAUAGCUCUUCGGAUGGAAGCCCCAACAACCCUGGCUGAGAUGGGAGACUUGUGUCACCCCCGGUCUUCCUCUCCAGAGGGGGAGACAGUGUGUGCAGCUUUAGCCCGUUAUGAGAACACUCUCCGGGAUGCCAUCAGGGAGAUCCACUCGGAUGUCAGCGUUUUUAAGCUGGGCAUGGAGCGUCGUCUGGAGGAGACAGCCAACCUGAGCGGGCCUCUGGGACGAGCUGUGGCUCAGCUCCAGCAGGAGAACCGGCAGCUCAGGAGUCAGCUGGAGGCUCUCACCCUACAGGUGGAGCUCCUCAGCGGGAUGACGUGUGACAGGAGCACCUUGCUUAACAACAGCCACAACCACAGUCACAAUCACAAGAAUCACCUCAGUGACAUUCAGGAGAACCAUCAGGAGAUAAAAGAGGUGAUCUACGGGAAGGGUCAGGCUCACACUCAGAGCCAGGCUCUCCUCCACAUCCAGCCCUGCAGCCUGGGGAGCCAAGCCCAGACCUACAGCGGCCUCAGCAGUCAGUCCAGUCCUGCGUCCCCACCUGCCACCUUCUCAUCCUCCCCCAGCUCCAGCAGUCCUCCUGUUGGCUCCAGAGUUUCCUCCAUGGUGACGGGUCCAGUGUCAAGCGGCAGCCCCUCCACUGCCCGCUUCUCCAGCCGAGCCACAUUCGCCGUGUCCAGCAAGACUAACAGUAUUGAACGAGAGGAGCCGAUUGAGGUGGACCCCGCCCCAACACAUGCUGGACUGGAGAAUGGACACUCUGCUGCUACAGAACAUUCAGAAUUGAUGCACGGAAAUAUCUCUCCACCCACUGACUUCCCACACGAGCACACAGCCCCUGUCGCCAUGAGGAUGCCCCACCUCCCCAUCACCGCGACAACCAAGACAGCAGAAAUGAAGGGCCCCGACUCUCCCAGCAGCCCCGUUGGUUCUCGUUCCUCUCCGGUCUCUGAAGCCUCACCUACCGGCCAAUCAGCUGCUAGCACCGACCAGACCCAACCAAUAGAGGAGUCUCCAAUUCAACCAGUAUCUUCUACAUGGACCCCCACACCUAUCAGAGCUCUGGGAUCUCCCCGCCUUCAAGAGAAAGCAAAUUCAGCCCCUGCUAAGUCUGUGACCUACUCAGGGCUACCGCAGCAUGACAGAGAUGGCGACGUAAGCAGCGACAGGUCCUUCGGGCCGGCGGGAGAGAGGAGGCGGGAGCUGGUGAGGUCGCAGACUCUGCCGCGUAACAUCGGUGCUCAGGCUCGUCGAUCUAUCUUCGAAAGACUGGACUCUGAAGCCAGUAACAGUCGCCCCAAACCGGUAGACUCUAAACCCAAACUGAAGCGGUCUCAGAGUUUCGGGGUGUCCAGCGCCAGCAGCAUCAAACAGAUCCUUCUCGAGUGGUGCCGCUCCAAGACCAUAGGCUACCAGAACAUCGACAUCCAGAACUUCUCGUCCAGCUGGAGCGACGGGAUGGCUUUCUGCGCUUUGGUCCACUCCUUCUUCCCCACCGAGUUUGACUACAUCUCUCUGUCGCCCGCCAACCGCAAACACAACUUUGAACUGGCCUUUGGGACUGCAGAAGUGAAGGCGGGCUGCGACCGGCUCAUCGAGGUGGAGGACAUGAUGAUCAUGGGUCGUAAACCAGACCCCAUGUGUGUCUUCACCUACGUCCAGUCCCUCUACAACCACCUGCGCAAGUUUGAGUGAAGCUCAAACACAGAGGAUUUUUAUUUUUCAACCUCUUCUUCCUCCUUUGUACCUAACUUUUGAGCUGAUCAGAGAUCCAGAGCUGGCAUGGGAGCAUUUUGAAAGGAAUACACUGCUCCCUGGUGGUAGAUUAGUGAACAUUGCUCCACAUGCUGCAGGAGAAGUGUUCACAGCUCAGUUCACAGAUGCACAGUGGAGGACAUUUUGACUCGUGGGGAUAAUGCUGUGUGUGUAUGUGUGUGUGUGUGUCCUGUGAUGUUAGCUGUAAUGAAGAAGAUGAAUUUACACACAAAUGUCAGGGUUGCUAGAUGUUUUUUCUGUGUGUGUGUGUGUGUGUGUGUAGUUGAGAUAUAUUGGCUGAAGAGUGCAACUAUUGCUGUGUUGUAUAAAUCUGUAUGGAGAGGUGGAGUCCCGCCCCUUCCGGUGGACCCCAUGGGACCUUAUUUUGGAAAAAAUAUGUACGGUAGUCAAUUUUUUGAUCCCAUUUGAAUUGCGCCAUAAAUCACACAUAUGAUGUUUGUACAUUUAAAAGAUAUUUUUGCAAGUCAAGAAAGAUCAUGUAUUAUUAUGUAUAAAAAAUUAUGUAUUUUCCCAGUCUUAUACUUAGUUUUACUAACUUGCAAAAUUAUGUUUUAAAUUGACAAACAUCGUAUGUGUGAUUCAUGGCAUAACUCAAACAGGAUCAAAAAAAAUAUUUGUCUCUCAUCGUUGACUACCUUUCAUAUUUUUAGCCGAAAUAAGGUCCCAUGGUGGUCCACCGGAAGGGGCGGGACUUCGCCUCUCUAUUAUCACCACACGUGUUUGGAAGUGAGUGUCCAUAUAUUUAACCUUUAAUAUUGCACCAAAGGAGAGGAUGUAUGUUUCACACAUGUGUAGCUCAACUGUAGGCAACUGUUUGUGAUGAAGCAGAGCUCACGGUGGGGCAGAAUAUCUGCAGAGAGGUUUGCUGAAUGACAUUUACAUCCACAUAUGCUGUGAUAUUAGGUUCUUGAGAUGCUGUUGAGAGAUAUGGAAAAUGAAAUCAAUAAACUGUACUGUUUGACACCUAAA
This is a messenger RNA of Sebastes umbrosus (honeycomb rockfish), 3141 nucleotides long. RefSeq names its product smoothelin, like (gene smtnl2). The transcript is spliced from 10 exons. Gene Ontology annotation, biological process: actin cytoskeleton organization. Lineage: Eukaryota; Metazoa; Chordata; Actinopteri; Perciformes; Sebastidae. Gene Ontology annotation, molecular function: protein binding. Bases 409 to 2091 code for a protein of 560 amino acids. The record is from RefSeq and is a predicted model, not a curated record. Gene Ontology annotation, cellular component: microtubule organizing center; filamentous actin.